Molecule: messenger RNA, 711 nt
Organism: Musca vetustissima
Lineage: Eukaryota; Metazoa; Arthropoda; Insecta; Diptera; Muscidae
Product: keratin, type II cytoskeletal I-like
Exons: 3
Source: RefSeq, a predicted model, not a curated record
AUGGACGGAACAUUGAUUAACGGUUUGUCGGCCUUUAUAAAUUCAAUACCCGAAAAUAAUUCAGUAAAAGAAAAUACAAUCAAUAUUCCAAUUGAGGGCCGAAAUAAUUUACCGGAUGAAAAUAAUAUAGAGGAAAAUUCAAUCAAUAUUCCAAAUGAAGAAAGCACUAACUCAACACAAGACAGCAAUAUUUGUGAGCAACAUAUUAGAACAUCCAAAAGAUGCAACAAAGGUUCUGCACCGAAAAGACUAAUUGAAGAAAUAUGGUCAGCGAAUGAAAUUAGAGAACCGAAAUCAUACCAAGAUGCAAUUAACAGUACCGAGCGUGUGCAGUGGUUGGAAGCUAUGCAAGAUGAACUAGAAUCUCUACAGGCAAAUCAAACAUGGGAACUUGUCAGUUUACCCGAAGGUAGAACAGCAAUCGGAAGUAAAUGGGUAUAUAAAGUGAAACGUGAUGUUGAUGGACAAGUUUUCGUUUGUCUUAUGGCCAUUUGUGCCGUCGCUAAUGCCGGCUUCCUGUUCGGAGGCGGUGCUGGAGGAGUUGGAGGCGGCUAUGGUGGUGGCGUUGGAGGCGGCUAUGGUGGUGGCUAUGGCGGUGGUUAUGCCAGCGGCCACGGUUAUGGCGGUGGCCAUGGAGGCGGUCAUGCCGGAGGUGUCUCUGUCAUCAAAGUAAUUUCUGAAGGUGGUGUUGGCGGUGGUUAUGGCGGUGGU